AUGAAAAAAUAAUAAUAAUCUAAGUCUCUUUCUAGUCGCAAACCUUAAGAUAAUGCUAAGUCAGUUAAGAAACAAGAGAAACUUACUAAAAUAUAAGAAGCCUUUAAUUUCAAUAAAGCAUCUAAAUAUAUUGUACUGUUUUAAUUAUAAUUUUAGUUUUAAUCUGGAUUUUAAGAGAGAGCUUGGUUAAUUAAAAGAGGUUAUUAAGAUCGGAUUGAUUUUAAGGACUCUGAGAUUACAGAAUUGAGGAAAUAUUUUUCAUCCUUAGAUGGAGAUGGAUCAGGUGCUAUUGGAAUAGAGGAAUUAGAGGACCCAUUAAUUGCUUUAGGUUUAGUUAAUUCUAGAGAGGAAGUUGAAAAAAUUAUGAGUGAAGUUGAUGAAGAUGGAACCAAUGAAAUUGAAUUUAAAGAAUUUCUAACUAUAAUGAGAGGAGUUUAGAAAGGUGGAAAUGUUGAUUAAGGGGAAAAAAAUCCUAUUUAUGAUUUUUUUAAAAGUAAACUAAUACAUAAUUAUUUUAGAAAUGAGUAAUGGUCAAUUAGAAAAAGGAAUGGAUAAACAUAUACCAUUUAAGUUAAAUGUCAGUUUGUUUAGAAGAAAAUAAAUAUUAAGUAUAAAUCAAUAUAAAUUAAUUAGAUGCAAUAACUGGUGAUUAAAAAGAGUUAAAAGAUAAGGGAUAAAAAAUAUUAUAAGCAUAUAAAAGAUAGUUAUUGAAUUAUAAAUAAUAAGAUAGAAUUAAUAGAGGAGAAGAUCCAAAUGGUAAUUUAUUAAAUUUAAUAUUAGAUAUCUCCUUAGAUUAAUUUCCAAAUAAAGAUAAUGGUCCAAAUCCAAGAAAUGGAUUUCCUAAAUUAUAAAGAGUAAUUUAACCAGAAUAAACUAUUGGAAAUAAUCAUAAACACUAUGAUAAAUGAG
This is a messenger RNA of Paramecium pentaurelia, 909 nucleotides long. Lineage: Eukaryota; Ciliophora; Oligohymenophorea; Peniculida; Parameciidae. The record is from the annotation of a GenBank genome assembly.